This is a messenger RNA of Venturia canescens, 1115 nucleotides long. Its product is annotated as odorant receptor 4-like. The coding region runs from base 69 to 959 and encodes 296 amino acids. Gene Ontology annotation, molecular function: odorant binding; olfactory receptor activity. Gene Ontology annotation, biological process: detection of chemical stimulus involved in sensory perception of smell; sensory perception of smell. The transcript has 6 exons. The record is from RefSeq and is a predicted model, not a curated record. NCBI's taxonomy places the organism in Eukaryota, Metazoa, Arthropoda, Insecta, Hymenoptera, Ichneumonidae. Gene Ontology annotation, cellular component: plasma membrane.
GUUUCGCCAUAACGAAUAUACUCAAGUACUGCACGCUAGUGUUCCAUUGUAAAUUACUUGGGCGUUGUAUGGAACACCUCGAGCGCGAUUGGAUGUCGAUAAAGAGCGAGAAGGAUAGGGAAAUAAUGGUCCGCAACGUAAAUGUUGGGCGCCAGCUUACUAUGAUUUGUGCACUUUUCAUGUAUACCGGUGGCCUAUCGUAUCAUACGGUGAUGCCAUGGUGGCAGGGUAAUGAAAUCAACGAAUUUAACGAAACGAUAAGACCUCUCGUUUAUCCCGGUUACGAUAUGUUCGUCGAUUCACAAAAAAGCCCCGUUUACGAAAUAAUCUUUUACACUCAUUGCUUCGCUUCCUUCGUUAUGUAUACCAUCACCACGACUGCUUGUAAUUUGGCAGCGACUUUCGUUGCUCACGCGUGUGCUCAAAUUCAAAUAAUCAUGUCGCGCCUCGAGACCCUUUACGAAAACAUUGACGAAGCGGACAAACUUCCGGAACAUCGACUCGGCCUCGUUAUCGAAUCUCACGUUCGAGUACUCAGAUUCACUUCGAUGAUCGAGAUGUUGCUUCGUGAAAUAUGUCUCGUCGAAGUCGUAGCAUCGAGCAUUAUAAUUUGCCUGUUGGAAUAUUAUUGUCUUACGGAAUGGAAUAACAGCGACUCCGUUGCAAUUAUAACAUACUUCGUACUACUAUUGUCAUUCAAUUUUAAUAUAUUCAUAUUUUGUCAUAUCGGUGAAUUACUCAAGGAACAGUGCGGUCGAAUUGGUAACGCUGCAUUCACGAUCGAGUGGUAUCGUUUGCCUGGCAAAACCGGUGUCGCUCUCGUCUUGAUAAUCGCCAUGGCUAAUUUUCCGCGUAAUUUGACGGCUGGAGGAAUGAUGGAACUAUCUAUCAGCAGUUUCGGGGCUAUAAUUAAAAGUUCAGCGGUCUAUUUUAACAUGCUACGAACGAUGGCUAAUUGAAUGAAACAUUUUUUCUUUGCAACUUUGGAUUAUUUUUGAACCAUAUAUGUUAUCCGCAUAAGCAUAUUCGUUAUCAUCAGAAUCAGAGAUUUUCUCGUCGAAACUCGCCAAGAAAUGUAUAUAUCCGUUCAUUUGAAAAAAUUAAAAAAUUACUGG